GGUUUCUCCCGGGUGGAGAGAAAAGCGAAGAGGCCUCAGCUCCUCUCUUCUUCGCGUACAAGAAUUGCGCUUUUUGACCCCGCAGUGGUCUGUUUUCGUCGUGCGAUCGCGGCCGUAGGAUGGCGAUGUCGGCGGCGAACAUCGGGAUGAUGGACGGCGCGUACUUCGUGGGGAGGAGCGAGAUCCUCUCCUGGAUCAACGCCACGCUGCAGCUCAGCCUCGCCAAGGUCGAGGAGGCUGCAUCGGGUGCCGUCCAAUGCCAAAUGAUGGAUAUGGUUCAUCCAGGAGUUGUACCGAUGCACAAGGUGAAUUUCGACGCUAAAACAGAGUACGAGAUGAUUCAGAACUACAAAGUUCUUCAAGAUGUGUUCACCAGGUUGAAGAUUGAGAAGCACAUCGAGGUCAACAAGCUUGUAAAAGGACGUCCUCUGGACAACUUGGAGUUUCUACAAUGGCUGAAACGUUACUGUGAUUCUGUAAAUGGGGGAAUAAUGAACGAGAACUACAAUCCUGUGGAGAGAAGGUGCAAAGGAGGCAAAGAGCGGAACUUGAAAGCUUCUCACAAAUCCUCCAAGUCACUGCAAGUUAAUAGCUUAUCAAGUCGUAUUUCUGUAGAUGGAGGUUGCAUUAAUUCUUCUGGUCCCAAACAAGGAAGGAUCUCCAUGGAAGAAAAUUCUGCACAAAUUGUUGAACUGACAGAGAAGAUUGCAGAUCUAAAACUUUCUGUUGACAAUACGGAGAAAGAAAGAGACUUUUAUUUUGCAAAACUGCGGGAUAUUGAGAUACUCUGCCAAAGGCCUGAACUGGAGCAUCUACCGAUGACUAAAGCAAUCCGGAAGAUUCUGUAUGCUGCUGAUGUGAAAGACUCCCCUCUACCUGAAGCUUGUGAAAUUAUUAACAGAUCGCCUGGUUUAUUUCCGGAAGAGACGGAGUGAACGCUGCAUCACAGUCUUAGCCUCAGCUCCAUGCCUAUGACUUACUGCUUCUCAAACUUUGUUUCUUGAGAGCGAUUCCCCGAUUUAGUAAUGCUAAGCACUAACAAUUAGAAGAGAUGAAACUUAAAAUUGGUUUAUGUGGUAGACAUUAAAUUCUUCCUGCUGCUGCUUCGGGAAGAAGUGAGGCUUUAUUCAACCAUUUGCAGGGGUUUCUAUGUUCUCUGUUUCGCACCAACCAAAGUUGUAAUGCAGGUCAGGGCGGAGAUUAUAAUUUGCUUGAUGGUUGAAUUUAUGAAAGUCUGCUUGUUUAUAUAUAUAAAGGGAAAAAGUUUGGGCUUUACCAUUCCUGA
This is a messenger RNA of Ananas comosus (pineapple), 1285 nucleotides long. RefSeq names its product microtubule-associated protein RP/EB family member 1B-like. Gene Ontology annotation, molecular function: microtubule plus-end binding. Lineage: Eukaryota; Viridiplantae; Streptophyta; Magnoliopsida; Poales; Bromeliaceae. The transcript is spliced from 8 exons. Bases 120 to 935 code for a protein of 271 amino acids. Gene Ontology annotation, biological process: protein localization to microtubule plus-end; spindle assembly; thigmotropism. Gene Ontology annotation, cellular component: cytoplasmic microtubule; spindle midzone; microtubule organizing center. The record is from RefSeq and is a predicted model, not a curated record.